This is a messenger RNA of Colletotrichum orchidophilum, 2313 nucleotides long. RefSeq names its product sulfate permease. Gene Ontology annotation, molecular function: sulfate transmembrane transporter activity. Gene Ontology annotation, biological process: transmembrane transport. NCBI's taxonomy places the organism in Eukaryota, Fungi, Ascomycota, Sordariomycetes, Glomerellales, Glomerellaceae. The record is from RefSeq and is a predicted model, not a curated record. The transcript is spliced from 3 exons. The coding region runs from base 1 to 2313 and encodes 770 amino acids. Gene Ontology annotation, cellular component: membrane.
AUGGGGUCUCCCAUCCAAUCUCCUAGCUCGCUCGGCGGCGAGUCCGAAUACUUGAGCACGCGCGAGGAUGCCACUCCGUUAGCAACCCCUCUUCCUCAUGAAAACGAAACUCGCGAUCCUCCGCGCGCCGGCUCCAGCCUCAACCGACCGAACACAUUUCCGCCGAGCGAGUCGACGAGCCUCUUGCAGAAUGUCCUCAUCGACAACCCAUCUGCUAACAGCUACCCCCAUGGAACCUUCUCACCGCGACCCGCCAGCCCUGCUGGUAGCCAAGACCCCGACUUUGAUAGAGCAUCGUCCUCGGCGUCUGAGAUCCCAAUCUUGGACCCCAUGCUGACCGCGAUCACGGGCGACGAUCACUGGAGGAAGCGAUUCGUGAGGAAGAUAAAGAGCAAGAAGAUGCACACCUCUAGAACUUUGGCAGAGCAGGCUGGCUUCAAGGAUACCAUUUGGAUGUACCUCUCGUACUAUAUCCCUCUCUUGACCUGGCUGCCGCAGUACCAAUGGUCGUAUCUGAAAGGAGACCUCGUUGCCGCCUUGACGCUCGCAUCCCUCUAUUUGCCGAUGGCUUUGUCACUUGCCGACAAUCUCGCACAUGUUCCUCCCAUCAAUGGCCUGUAUGCCUUCGUCUUCAACCCAUUCGUAUACGCCGUGUUUGGCAGUGCGCCUCAAAUGGUAGUUGGCCCGGAAGCCGCCGGUUCCCUGUUGGUCGGAUCUGUGGUCAGAGGCAGCAUCGACCAUGACAAGAGUGACGAAUACAACGCUGAGGUGCAGGCUAAGAUCUGUGGUGUCGUGGCUGGCAUGGCUGGUGCUACCGUCUUCCUUGCGGGUCUGGCCCGCCUGGGUUUCCUCGAUAGCGUUCUCAGCAAGCCGUUCCUGCGCGGCUUCAUCUCUGCCAUUGGUUUUGUCAUUGCGGUUGACCAGUCUAUUCCCGAGCUCGGUCUUGCCAAGUAUGCGGCAGAAAUGGGCGUGGGUCAUGGCAGCAGCAUGGACAAGCUGGAGUUCAUCUUCAGCUCAUUCGAUCAUGUUCACAAGCUCACGUUUAUCGUUGCCGGAGUCAGCUUCCUAAUCAUGAUGACUAUGAGAGAGCUCAAAAAACACCUUGUGCCAAAGUACCCUGGGGUUGCGUACAUUCCCGAUCGAUUCUUCGUCGUGGUUAUAGCCGCAAUCCUCUCCUGGCAAUUUGAUUGGCAGAGCAAGGGAGUCGAGAUUCUUGGACCAGUCAAGGCAGCUUCAGGUCACCUUUUCCAAUUCCGAUGGCCUUUCCAGACCUCUCACAUGAAACAUAUCCGUGAGGCGAUGGGUACAUCCUUCCUGAUCGCUCUUCUGGGAUUUUUCGAGUCGUCUGUUGCAGCGAAAAGCUUGAGCAGCUCUGACAGCCCGCACGGUAUCCAGCUGAGCCCCAACAGAGAGCUUGUCGCUCUUGGCGCCGCCAACAUUGUUGGAGCUUGCUUCAUGAGCUUGCCCGCCUUUGGAGGAUAUGGCAGAAGCAAACUGAACAAGCAGACCGGCGGCAAGACGCCAAUGAGCUCCAUCUUUCUUAGUCUGAUUACGCUUCUCGCCGUGUUCUUCCUGUUGCCGUACUUUUAUUAUCUUCCCAAACCGGUCUUGUCGUCGAUGAUCACCGUCGUGGCCUGGUCCUUACUCGAAGAGGCCCCUCACGACAUCGCCUUCUUCUUCAAGAUCCGAGGCUGGACCGAGUUGGGCUUGAUGCUAAUCAUCUUCGUAUCGACAAUCUUUUACUCGCUCACCCUCGGCAUGGCCAUUGGCGUCGGCUUGUCUUUGCUUCAGGUCAUCAAGCACUCGACCCGACCCCGGAUUCAGAUUCUGGGUCGCAUUCCCGGCACGCAUCGCUUCGAGAAUGCUGAGCUCAACCCCGACAGGCUAGAGUUUGUCGAAGGCUGCCUCAUUGUCAAGAUUCCCGAGCCCUUGACCUUUGCCAACACGGGCGAGCUGAAGGCUCGUCUUCGGAGACUGGAGCUCUACGGGACGAGCAUGGCACACCCUGCGCUGCCGAGAUUGCGCGCUGAACAACACAACAAAAAUGUCAUUUUCGAUAUCCACGGCGUCACUUCACUGGAUGGAUCUGGCACACAGGUGCUGUUGGAGAUUGUGAGCGGCUAUAGAGAGCGUGGUGUUCAAGUUUUCUUCAGUCGCGGUCCCACUAACCCGCGCCAUCACAUCUGGAGACUCAUGAGACAGGCAGGCAUCAUGGACCUAGUUGGCGGAGAGUCACACUUCGUUUCGGAUGUCCAGGAGGCUUUGAAGUUGACCGAGUACGAGAAUAGCAUCAGCGAAGUCGCGAAUGCUUGA